AUGAUACGAGAGGGGAAAUACAAAGAAGUGAAGAUAAACAUAACUACAUUCAAAAGUAGGAAGCCAGAUACAAAACCAGAAAACAAUAUCGUUAACAUGAAUGACAAUAGUUACAAGAAACAUAAUCAUAAAGAAACAAGCAAUAGAUUCAUAUGCUCGAUAUGUCUUAAUGCCAAUACUCGGGAUUGCAACCAAGAAUUUGGUAGGAGACAAUCUAUGUCAUGCCCUAAGUGCAGGCAGAGUUGCGACUUCGAUAAGCUAUCUCCUCGAAUUAAAACAAGAACUGUACAAACCUCAAACAAUGAUGUCAAUCAAGAUUUAAACCUUCUUAAGGAAGUGUUGACUGUAUUUAAAAACAGCAAACAAGUCGUCAAAAAGUCUGAGAGCGACACACUCAAGAAAGAUGUUUCCGUUGAAACAGACAUGAAAAUAAGUCUCAGACACAAGCUUUCCAAAAGUCGUACAUUCCAAUUCUCGAUUGCAGAAGACAGUGCUGCCAACAAAGUGAAUAAUUGCAAAGUUAUUCAUUAUUCUGAACCUGAUAAUGUUAGGAGAUCGCAUUUCGGGCUAGAUUUGAGUAAACGCAAAUCUUCGUCGAUACCGCAGAUGAAAAUUGAAGAGUUGAGACACUCUUUGAAGGAGAAGACCACGUCCAAAGAUGCUAUCGAAGAAGUCAACAGAAUGUUUGCAACUGUCCGAAGAAAUGAAGACGAGAAUAGACAUAACAGACCGUUCGUUAGAACCGGACCACGUGUGCUGCCAGUCGUAAGAACUAACAUCGAUAAUAAAAAGAAAGAAAGUUCCGAAUCGGACACAGAGAAAUUGACUGAAAAUACUCCUUGCAAAUGUUGCCACGCUAAUAAUUGGCAAAUGUCUGGUGGCGAUUCGGCUUACAAACAGGAAUGCUGUUACCAAAAGGUUGCUUGUAAGGGGGACUGUGAAAAAUGCAUCUACAUGGUGUGCUGCCAUCAUGAAAAACUGGAUAAAAUGGAGAGUUCUGCGUAUGUGUGUGAACGAUGCAACAAAACGUAA
Chilo suppressalis (striped riceborer) is the source of this 1032-nucleotide messenger RNA. Lineage: Eukaryota; Metazoa; Arthropoda; Insecta; Lepidoptera; Crambidae. The record is from the annotation of a GenBank genome assembly.